CUUGAUUCAAAUUUUCAACUUUAAGUAUGAAUGACUAAUGUUUGAAUGAGUUUAGGAACUUAAACUAAUCCGUCCCGGUCGUUAGCCGUAUUUUUUCACUACCCGUUUGUCUUAUUCUCUCCGGUGUCACUCCUCAAUUCCCGAAGAAUUCAACUUUAUAGGUCUCGAAAUUCGUUGCGUUUCAAAGAUCAGUUCCAAUCUUGCUACUAGAAAUGGAUGGACAAGAUGGGCGAGGUGGCAGUGGUGUAGAAUUGCAGAACUAUAUCCUUGGUAAAACUCUUGGGAUUGGUUCAUUUGGUAAGGUGAAAAUUGCAGUGCAUAAAUUGACUGGCCAUAAAGUUGCCAUCAAGAUAUUGAACCGGAAGAAGAUUAAAAAUAUGGAAAUGGAAGAAAAAGUGAGAAGAGAAAUCAAAAUUUUGAGGCUAUUCAUGCAUCCUCACAUCAUUCGACUAUAUGAAGUUAUUGAGACACCGUCUGACAUUUGCAUGGUGAUAGAGUAUGUAAAAUGUGGAGAAUUAUUUGACUACAUUGUGGAAAAGGGUAGGUUACAAGAAGACGAAGCUCGAAAGUUUUUCCAACAGAUAAUAUCAGGAGUAGAGUAUUUCCAUAGGAAUAUGGUUGUUCAUCGAGACUUGAAACCUGAAAAUCUCCUGUUAGAUUCAAAUUACAAUGUGAAGAUAGCGGAUUUUGGAUUGAGUAACGUAAUGAGAGAUGGUCAUUUCCUGAAGACCAGUUGCGGAAGUCCAAACUAUGCUGCCCCUGAGGUUAUAUCAGGAAAACUUUAUGCUGGCCCUGAAGUUGAUGUAUGGAGUUGUGGUGUUAUCUUAUAUGCUCUUCUUUGUGGUACCCUCCCUUUUGAUGAUGAAAACAUCCCCAAUCUUUUUAAAAAAAUAAAGGGUGGGAUAUAUACCCUUCCAAGCCAUUUAUCACCCGGAGCUAGAGAUUUGAUUCCUAGGAUGCUUGUUGUUGAUCCUAUGAAGAGAAUCACAAUUCCAGAGAUCCGUCAACACACUUGGUUUCAAGCUCAUCUUCCUCGUUAUUUAGCUGUACCACCCCCAGAUACAGCGCAACAGGCAAAGAAGAUUGAUGAAGAGGUACUCCAAGAAGUUGUUAGGAUGGGAUUUGACAAGAACCAGCUAAUUGAAUCUCUCUACAACAGAGUACAGAAUGAGGGGACUGUUGCAUACUAUUUGCUUAUCGAUAACCGCUUCCGGUCUUCAAGUGGUUAUCUUGGGGCUGAGUUUCAAGAAACAAUGGAAAACAAUUUUAGUGGCAUGCAUCAAAAUGAACUCUCUUCUCCUGCUGCUGGGCUCCAGUAUCAUGGUUAUCUUGAUUACCAAGGAACAAGCUUGCGACAGCAAUUACCUGUUGAAAGGAAAUGGGCUCUUGGAUUACAGUCCCGGGCCCAUCCUCGUGAGAUAAUGAUGGAAGUUUUGAAAGCACUGCAAGAAUUGAACGUCUGCUGGAAAAAGAUUGGGCAUUAUAACAUGAAAUGCAGGUGGAUUCCAGGCAUUCCUGGUCACCAUGAAGGGAUAGCCGAUAAUCCUAUACAUAAUUAUUUUGGUGAAGAGUUAAAUAUAGUUGAAAAUGAUGGGAUUUCGAGAUCGCCUAAUGUGAUGAAGUUUGAAGUGCAGCUAUACAAAACCCGUGACGAGAAGUAUCUACUUGAUCUACAAAGGGUUCAAGGACCACAAAUGCUCUUCCUGGAUCUCUGUGCAGCCUUCCUUGCUCAACUCCGUGUGCUCUAAAUUAGGUUAUGAAAACCGUGAAGAGAAGGACCAAAAAUGCUCAUCUCGAUCUCUGUGCAGCCCUCCUUGCUCAACUCCGCGUGCUCUAAAUUAGCUACAUAACCGGGUAUAUCAAAUUUCAUAGCAUUAAUAUAAUCUGUAUAUUAAAAUCUAUCUUUUUUAUGUGGAUUUUGUCUCGACAGAGCGAGUUUUAUUGCUGACCCAGGUGUGCUUAACACGUGUAAUGUUGAUUAAUCAUAAUAUUUGAGAAGUAUUGUGUUCUCUCCAA
Molecule: messenger RNA, 2016 nt
Organism: Amaranthus tricolor (Joseph's coat)
Lineage: Eukaryota; Viridiplantae; Streptophyta; Magnoliopsida; Caryophyllales; Amaranthaceae
Product: SNF1-related protein kinase catalytic subunit alpha KIN10-like
Exons: 11
Coding region: 213-1748 (511 amino acids)
Biological process (GO): protein phosphorylation; intracellular signal transduction
Molecular function (GO): protein binding; ATP binding; protein serine/threonine kinase activity
Source: RefSeq, a predicted model, not a curated record